AUGCUGUCAAGACAGAUUAUUGCUCUCGCUCGCGGGCGGGCUCUCCGCGCCGAUGCAGCGGCCGUUUCCAGAGGAUGGAAAGUCGCGACGGCGUACUCAAGACGCGCGCAGUUCCACUCGACGAAACUCGUUGAAGCCGAGACGGUCAAGGUGCCCCAGAUGGCCGAGUCCAUCUCGGAGGGCACCCUCAAGACGUGGUUGAAGCAGGUGGGGGACAGCGUAGCGCAGGACGAGGAGGUUGCGACCAUUGAGACUGACAAGAUCGACGUGUCCGUGAACGCACCCACAGCGGGUACCAUCACGGAACACCUUGCAAACGAGGAGGACACGGUGGCUGUUGGCCAGGAUCUGUUCAAGAUCGAACCCGGUGAGGGUGGUGCGGCGCCGCAGGGUAAGAAGCCGGAGGAGCCGGAGGCUGCUCCGCCGAAAGAGAAGGAGGACAAGGCGGAGCCCAAGGACCAGCAGGUCGAGAAGAGCCUGCCAGAGCCGCCAGAACCGGCGCCGUCCGACGUGCGUGCGAAGGACACAGCUGGCGUGCAGGAGGGCCAUGAGAAGAAGGACGUGAAGGAGACGUCGAAACCCGCGCCGCCGGCGAAGGGCAAGGGGGAGAAGGAGAAGCCCGCGCCAGCACCGCGGGUCGCGGGGGCACGGACGGAGACGCGGGUGAAGAUGAGCCGGAUGCGGCAGCGCAUUGCGGAGCGGCUGAAGGAGUCGCAGAACGCGGCGGCGUCGCUGACGACGUUCAACGAGAUCGACAUGCACAGCCUGAUGGAGAUGCGGAAGAAGUACAAGGACGAGGUGAUGAAGACGCACGACGUGAAGCUUGGGUUCAUGAGCGCGUUCGCGCGCGCGUCGUGCCUCGCGCUGAAGGAGAUCCCGAACGCGAACGCGGCCAUCGAGGGCGACGAGAUCGUGUACCGCGACUACGUUGACCUCAGCGUCGCGGUCGCGACCCCCAAGGGCCUCGUCACGCCCGUCGUGCGGAAUGCGGAGAACAUGAACUUCGUCGAGAUCGAGAAGGAGAUUGCUUCGUUGGGCAAGAAGGCCCGCGACGGCAAGCUCACGCUCGAGGACAUGUCGGGCGGCACCUUCACUAUCUCUAAUGGCGGAGUCUUCGGCUCCCUCUAUGGUACACCCAUCAUCAACUUGCCGCAAGCUGCUGUGCUUGGCAUGCACACGAUCAAGGAGCGCCCGGUCGUGGUCGACGGCCAGAUUGUGAUCCGCCCGAUCAUGGUCGUCGCGUUGACGUACGACCACCGGCUGCUCGACGGGCGGGAAGCGGUCACCUUCCUCGUCAAGGUGCGGGACUAUCUCGAGGAUCCCCGCAAGAUGCUCCUCGCCUAG
Fomitopsis serialis is the source of this 1344-nucleotide messenger RNA. RefSeq names its product dihydrolipoamide succinyltransferase. The record is from RefSeq and is a predicted model, not a curated record. The transcript has 8 exons. Gene Ontology annotation, biological process: tricarboxylic acid cycle. Gene Ontology annotation, cellular component: oxoglutarate dehydrogenase complex. Lineage: Eukaryota; Fungi; Basidiomycota; Agaricomycetes; Polyporales; Fomitopsidaceae. The coding region runs from base 1 to 1344 and encodes 447 amino acids. Gene Ontology annotation, molecular function: dihydrolipoyllysine-residue succinyltransferase activity.